CAAAAAUUUUUGGUCUGUGAAGUUCGUGCGGAUGAAAUUCGGUUUAAAAGCAGGCGAAAAUAUGCAAAAUAAAGUGAAAUACCAGUGCCUCGCGGACGAGGAGCGCGUCAGCGAAGCGUUCCGCAGCCUGUAGAGCCCAAAUAGCCGCCCUCAAUCUGGUAAUUUCGCGGCGAAAAGGUGCGUUUUUCGUUUCGCUUUUCGCAAGCAGGAGAAGAAGCAGCAGCAGCAGCAGUACAAACAGCAAAGUGUAGUUGUGAUCGAAAAUCGAAAGUGUGAAGCGUUUUCUAUAAAUAGUGCAAAUCAAAAGCAAAUUCCCAGUGCAAACAAAGGGCAAUAAAAACAAUAAGAAAACCCGGGGAUAGAGCGAACAACAUAACAACGCUACAGAUACAAAUAACUGGAGCGGUCGCCCGAUCUCACAGAGCGCGCGCUCUGCCCAAGGAAAGCAGGAUUAUCUGAAGGGUCGCCCAGGCGAGGAUCUGCAAGAUGUCCUCGCUGGACGCGCGCAACAACUCGGCGAUGAUGAAGCGGGCGGAGCAGCUGAAGCGCUGGGAGGAGUCCGACACCAACCGCGCCGCGCCCACCCCCCGCCACGAGCACGGGCGCCGCAUCAAGUUCAGCUCCGGCUGCGUCUUCCUCGCCGCCUGCCUCUCCGGCGACAAGGACGAGGUCGUCCAGCUCCUCGACCAGGGCGCCGACAUCAACACGGCCAACGUCGACGGCCUGACCGCCCUGCAUCAGGCGUGCAUAGAUGACAAUCUGGACAUGGUGGAGUUUCUGGUGGAGCGAGGUGCCGACAUAAACCGACAGGAUAAUGAGGGCUGGACGCCCUUGCAUGCCACUGCCUCCUGCGGCUUUGUGAGCAUAGCUCGGUACUUGGUGGAAAAUGGCGCUGAUGUGGCCGCUGUGAACAGCGAUGGCGAUCUGGCCCUGGACCUGGCCAUCGAUGUGCAGCACAUGGCCAUGAUCGACUACAUGGAGAAGAUGGUGCAGGAGCUGAACAUCAAUGUGGAUGAGGCUCGGAAGGCUGAGGAGCAAGCGAUGCUAAACGACGCCAAAAAGUGGCUGAGAAGCGAUGCCGCCGAGGUGGACAGACCGCAUCCCAAAACGGGAGCCACCGCGCUACACGUAGCCGCCGCGAAGGGCUACACGAAAGUGCUGGGCCUGCUCCUGGCCGGUCGUGGCAAUGUGGAUAGGCAGGACAACGAUGGCUGGACGCCACUGCACGCAGCAUCACACUGGGGUCAACGGGAAACGGCCGAGAUGCUCGUGGAGUCACUGGCCGACAUGGACAUACGCAACUAUGCUGGGCAGUCAUGCAUCGAUGUGGCCGAUCGCAAAAUAGUCAAAUUCCUGGAAGAACUGCGGGCCAACAAGCGCAACAAACGGCGACCAUCUAGUCAAAUCAGCAGAAUCUCAGAUACGAUUGAAAAUCACGUGGACAAGACGCCCACCAAACUGGUGCGCGUCGAAGUGAGAACUGAUGCCACAAAGGAUGCUGAGAACGUCAAGCCCAAUCAGCAGAUCCAUGCCGCCGAACAUCCAGUCGAGGAGGAGGCGCCCUGGCGACGCAAGCUGCCACGCACACCCAACGACAGUCCCACUAAUAAUCAAGUUCCUGAUAGAGAGCUUAGCAGCAAUAGCUCGGAGACCGCCAACGACGUCAUUUUGCGGCGCACGCAAAGCUUUGAGAACGAUCAAAAGUUCUAUCAAAAGUACAAUGAGCUGCGGGCACGCAUAAAGGCCAACUCCUGUCCCAUUCUGCCGGCGAAUGCGAAUGCUAAUGCCGCUGCUGCCAAUAAUUCCAAUAACAACAAUAAUCUUAGUAGCAAUAACAACCAUAAUAACAACAAUAACAACAACAAAAGCGAUCUGCUGUUGGGAUAUGCUGCUGGCACAACAACAAUGACAACAAGCACCUCAACAAGCACAACAACAACAGUCAGUACAUUCAACAACACACACUCGAACACCAACAACACAAGCACACCACAACAACUUCAACAACCAGCAGCAGCAGCUUCGGCAACAAAUCAAUUAUAUAGCGUACAAAGAUCGGCCUCACUCAAAGAUAACUCAAUGUAUUACAGGAAACCGAACGUUACGAUUGCCACGCCAGCAAGUGCGGCUGCCCCGGCAAAUUCGGCGCUCAAUUCUCCAUCGACUGUACAGACCCCACCAAUUCGCAGCCAAGUUACAGCGAAAUUAUCAGAAAAGAGCAAUAAUGGCAGCUCGUCCACGGCCAGUGUCAGCGAUGUGGAGAGCUCCAAGCCACCGCCCAAGCAAUCCGCGGGCAAUAUUAUCAAAAACUUCUUCAAAUCCUUUGUGCCACCGGUGCGCGACGAGGAGAGUGAAACGCAGCGAAAGGCACAUGCCAAGCGCGUGAGGGAGACCCGCCGGUCGACCCAGGGCGUGACUCUGGACGAGAUCAAGAGUGCCGAGGAGCUGGUCAAGAAGAAGAACAUGGGCAUGGCCAACAACAACAACAAUAACAACAUCAGCACCACCACCACGAACACCAUCAGCAACAGCGGCAACGAAACAAGCUCAGCAUCAUCGACAUCGACAUCAGCUCCAACAUCAUCGAUCCUCGACAGCAACGAGCAGCGGGACGAGUCGCAACCGCCACCACCGCCCACCACACCACCGCCAGCCAUAAUUCCCACCACGACGACGGCCACCGAUGAGACGGAGAUCGAGGAGGUGGUUACCCAUCCUCCUCCGGCCGUCCAAAGUCUGAACGAUACCACUGCUAGUUUUACCCUAUCCGCUCCGGUGCGAAGAUCGUUUUCGGGCGAGGCCGAUGCCAACAGUGAUCCCGAGGGGGAUCAGGAUCAGUCGAUGGUCAGUGCCAGCUACACGAUAAUGCCCAGGCGGGAAAGGCUUCCCGAAAGCACAGAGAAUGCGGAGAGUACUACAACUCCCCAAAAGACUGACCCAGUUGCCAAAAGUUCCAGCGAGGAGAAGGCCGAGGAGCCGCCGCAUGCCAGGCCCACGGACCUGCCACUGAUCCCAGCUCCUGCGGCCAGCACAGAAGCUAUCAAGUCCUCUUCGGCGGCCACCACGCCAGCGGCCCUCGAGAGUCCAGUGCGCCUGCGGGACAAGCGAAGUUUGACCGGUAGUCAGGAGUCGGAGACCAAGUCCGAUACCGCCUCGCCCGUGACCUCGCAUCCGGACUUCAAUGCCCGGGACUCGCUACUUAGUCUGUACGCCCGACGCACAACGGAGAGCGGCGCGGGAGGUGCUGGUGGUGGUGCAGGUGGUGCGAGUGGAACUGCCUCUUCGUCGUCCACUUCUGCAGCAGAACGGCGUCCGUCUUGGCGCCUGAAAUUCGAUGCCGGCUCCAAGUUUAAACUGGAGGACAUAACCAGCGGGGGCACUUAUCCGCCCAACAACAGCACCAUUAUACCGAGUGCUCCGGCGGUGAUGGCAGCCGUCAAUUUAUCAACUACAACUGGAGUCCAGCGGCGCAUCAGCAGCGGUCCCAAUGCACUAAAUGCUUCCAACCAGUCGCUCAACUCUGUGGGUCGUCCUGUUUCCGCGCCCAGCGAGGGCACAAACAACAGUGCCUAUGUCUCGCCCUCAGCUCGAAAAUACGAGGCGAAUGCCACGGCAACGGCGGCGAACUCAACUGCGGCCGCGAGCACUAACUCAACCUCCAAUUCAGUGUCUGCAACCAGUGCCAAUCAUGCAACGGCUACGGCAACUAACGCCACGUCAAACCAUGACGAUAAGGAUAACGACAAGGAGAACGAUAAUCGCACACAGACCGUCAUUCAGAGGCGACGCAAGCCGAAGCGCAGAUCAACGGGCGUGGUGCACAUCGAUAUGGAUGAACUGGACCCCGAGCGACAGAACGAAUCGUCCAACAACGACAACGAGGAGAAGGAAAAGGAGAGUGGCAGUGAGCGGACUUCCCGCUCCCGACUGGGCAGCACCGCGAGUACGGCCACCACGAGCGAGUCGAAGAGCUCCAGCAGCAACGACAAGGCAGAGAACGGCGAUGGCAUUGACUACAAGGCGCUCUACGAAGCGGCCAAAUUGGAGAACGACAAGCUGAAGCAGAUAAUCAAGCAGAAGGACGACGAAGCCGUGCAGACACGUGCAACGCUCGAGAGAUUCGCCAACGCCACAACGAAAAAUUCACUAUCUGAACUUGAGAAACGCGAAAGAAGAGCUAUGGAACGCAAGCUUUCCGAGUUGGAAGAAGAGCUCAAGCUAUUGCAGAAGCUAAAGACUGAGAACGAUCGUCUGCGAGCCGAGAAUCGGGCCCUCACGCGGGUCGUCUCCAAGCUGACCACCUCGGCUCAGAGUCAGCUGGCCAAGACCAAAUAGACGCAGAUCAAAAGCAUUUAGAUUGCCCAGCACCAGCCCACAUACACCCAAAAUUCUCACGCCUCCUGCUCACAAGCACUAUGUCGCGAUUAUCGUUAUAUCGUUUCUCUCAGAGCUGGAAAAAUAUCGAUUUUCUUAUAGGUAAACAUCGAUAAUCAAUAGCACCGAUGUUUUUCUUGCUCUAGUUUCUUUUACUCAAUUCUUAACACACCUCGAUGUCGUUGCGAACUAUAAAUGGAUAUUUAAGCCUAACCAAAUACACGAUAACUAAAUGUAUUGUAGCUAAGAUAAGUUAUCAUUGAACUCAUUGGCUUCGGACUGGUCACUGGUAAAACGUAAACCUUAAAAACCACUAUAUACUACAACUCCUUGGGAGUUACUAUAUACUACAGACAUAAAAAACACAGACGCAAACUUCAAAAGUAGUUAAUUUUAAAUAGUAAAAUAUUAAUCUCACGGCUUGAUCGUUUUUGGUAACCUUAAUAUGUGGUACGAAAAAGUGCUUGCGAAUUUAUAAUGUAAUUAUUAUCGAACUAUAUCAUAUGGGAACCACAGACCACUGUACGGUUGAUAAGUACGUCAAAAUCAAAAGUUAGCCCACUACCGAAUCAAAAUAGAGCUCAUCGAAACCAACGAGAUCAAUCAUCAAGCCCCCACCACCAGAAAUAAACAGCAUCAGCAAGUAGCGGCCCAGGAUCUGGAGGCUACGUAUAGGUCUCCAGAAGUCGAACAUCAGGGAGUGCGAAGUUUUCUAGUUGGUGAUGCUGGAAGAUUAAUGCAACUCGAUACCUACAAGUCGGAUAAUCAUCGCCUGAAGGAGGAGAACGCCGCGUUGAUUAGAGUAAUUAGCAAAUUAAGUAAAUGAAAUUGUGUUUUACUUUCAGUGUAUGUAUGUCUGAGAACCUUUAUCAUCGAGAAGCAACAGUUUUACUUUAUUUACCAGCUGCAAGAAGGCUGAAAAAGAAGAGAAUGUUAAAGCGCAAUGCGAUGUAAGCGAAAGCGGGAUAUUGGCGUGAAAUUUGCAAAAUUUGUUUAUUAUUUGUGUUAGGCCCUAAGAAUUAGGUGAAACCAUGUUUCAAAUAUCGUUGAGAAUUGUUUCGUUCGUUUUUAUAUGAAAAGUAAUAAAAUCUUAUGUAUUUGGUCAAAUUUUAUAUACGAAUAGAGCAAAUUAUAAAUAAACUUACACAAAUCAAGCUUAACUAUAUUUACAUAAACAUACGCGAAGUGUAAAGCGGUCAGAGGAUCGCAAGAAAUGAAUGAAAAACAAAAACCUUUACAUACAAACUGAGAACAUAUUCAUCAAAUGAGCCCUAGUUACAUUACAGAUUAGUUUAACUACAUGAUAAUAUACAUACGUAUAUAAAUAUAUAUAUAUUUUUUCAUAUAUAAAUUAUAUAUACACAUUGCAUAAUAUAUAUUUAAAUCAACCGAAUCAUAAGUUCAAUAUUUCAAUGUGUAAUAUCAUCGAGGAUCCAGGCCGCCAGUUGAGGGAGUCCGGAGAUGUGUCGAAACCAGCCCACGCGUCAACUUACUAAGUGUAAUCGUUAUCAUCCAAUUGUAAUUGUGUUUAGUGCUUCGUAGAUACAGGCAUCGGUGAAGCCAUCGAAAGCUAUAGUUGUGUACCAUAAAACUGAGGAGACUUUGUUGCACAUGCUCCAUGGCGCUAUCCUAUAGAUAAAGAUGGAUUCUUCCACCGCAGAUGCACUAUUAUUUCUAUUAUUUGAGUACCUUAGUUUAAGCAGGCACUUUUAGUUCUCUCCUUCACUUCGAAACGUAUUAUAUACAUUACAUCGUACUAUAUUUUACUUUCGCUUAUAACGAAACAAAUGAUCAUACGCAUAUUUCUGUUAUUUAUUAAAUUCGCCUAAGAGAUUUUGUGUUACUCUACUCGUAAAUGGAAACGAUAAUCAAGCAUAAACAAACGUAAAAACGUGAAUUGUGUAAUAUGUAAAAUUGUGUGAGAAAAUAUUUAAGAAAAUUUGAUUCAAAUACGAAACUUAAUAAAUGUGAUCGCAAGCAA
Molecule: messenger RNA, 6355 nt
Organism: Drosophila biarmipes
Lineage: Eukaryota; Metazoa; Arthropoda; Insecta; Diptera; Drosophilidae
Gene: Mbs
Product: protein phosphatase 1 regulatory subunit 12A
Exons: 21
Coding region: 487-4335 (1282 amino acids)
Cellular component (GO): cytoplasm
Molecular function (GO): protein kinase binding; enzyme inhibitor activity; phosphatase regulator activity
Source: RefSeq, a predicted model, not a curated record